Cajanus cajan (pigeon pea) is the source of this 984-nucleotide messenger RNA. RefSeq lists its product as uncharacterized. Gene Ontology annotation, molecular function: glutathione transferase activity. Gene Ontology annotation, cellular component: cytoplasm. Gene Ontology annotation, biological process: glutathione metabolic process. Lineage: Eukaryota; Viridiplantae; Streptophyta; Magnoliopsida; Fabales; Fabaceae. The record is from RefSeq and is a predicted model, not a curated record.
CUAGUUCCCUAUAAAGCCAGAAUAUAUUAGAACUCCGAGACCAAAAUAAAUCAUUGGAAUUGAUUGUUGCAAGUUCUUGGAACUGAGGUGCUGCAAUGGCUUCAACUCAGGAAGAGGUGACGCUUUUAGGAGUUAUUGUAAGCCCGUUUGUGUGUAGAGUUAAGAUUGCUCUCAAGUUGAAGGGAGUUGAAUACAAAUACGUGGAAGAAGAUUUGGGCAACAAGAGUGAGUUGCUCCUCAAAUACAACCCAGUUCACAAGAAGGUUCCUGUGUUUGUUCACAAUGGGAAGCCCAUCGCAGAGUCUCUUGUGAUUGUUGAAUACAUUGAUGAGACAUGGAACCAAAACCCCAUCUUGCCUUCAGAUCCUUACCAAAGAGCCUUGGCUCGUUUUUGGUCCAAAUUCAUAGAUGACAAGGUUGUGGGUGCAGCAUGGAAAGCUGUUUUCACGGUUGAUGAGAAAGAGCGUGAGAAGAAUAGUAAAGAAUCAUUUGAGGCACUGCAGUUUCUUGAGGAUGAGAUAAAUGACAAAAAGUUCUUUGGAGGAGAGGAAAUUGGGUUGGUAGAUAUUGCUGCUGUGUUCAUUGCCUUUUGGAUUCCUUUGAUUCAAGAAAUAGGGGGGUUGGAGUUGUUCACAAGUGACAAAUUUCCCAAACUCUACAAAUGGAGCCAAGAAUUAGUGAACCAUCCUGUUGUCAAAGAAAGUCUGCCCCCUAGAGACCUUGUUUCUGCCUUUUUCAAAGGACGCUAUGAAAGCCUUUCUGCUUCAAAAUAGAUUCAUGUAUUGUGUGACUCAGAAAAUUUCUAAGGAAAGUUGUGUUGUGUGGACUACUUGUUUGUCAUUAACUAGUCAGGAUUUGUUUCAAAAGGAUGUUUGUAAGUUGUAAUCUUGGAUUUCUCCAUGUCAAAGAAACCCAAGGUUGUUUCACACUUUGCUAUUUCAAUUAAUAAAUUAUAAACUGUAGACCACCUUUUUAUUCUUGAAA